GGCAAAGUCGUGCUGCUGACUGGCAUUGGAGCUGUUCGCGAAGGCUAUGGAAAUGGAACGGCAAUGGCAGCCAUAAUGGCUCGGCAAGGAGCUAUUGUGUUUGGAUGCGAUAUCAAUCUAGAGGCAGCGAAUAAGGCAGCAAACAAUAUCAAUAAUGAGGAAGAAACCAGAUCCCAUCCGGCCAGAAGCAAUGGAAAACUGCCGGACGUGACCAAGAAAUCUGCUUGCGAAGCUUUCGUCAAUGCCUGUAUGGAGAAGUAUGGCCGUAUCGAUGUCCUUGUCAACAAUGUCGGAAAAUCCGAGCCGGGAGGACCUGCCGAGCUUUCUGAGGAGGCUUGGGACGGCCAAACAGAUAUCAACCUGAAGACGGUAUAUCUGAUGUGCCAUCUCGUGCUUCCGAUCAUGGAAAAGCAGGCCACGGGUGGUGCGGUGGUUAAUGUGUCAUCGGUCGCCGGGCUGAGGUACAUUGGCAAGCCGCAAGUAGGCUAUGCUGCCACGAAAGCUGCGGUAAUCCACUUUACGAAGACUACAGCUGUGAUAUAUGCGCAGAGGACAGGUGGCAAGGUUCGGCUCAACACUGUGGUUCCAGGACUGAUCAACUCGCCACUGGUAGGUGUGCUUACCCACAAGUACGCUGACGGAGAUGAGGAGGGAUAUAGGAAGAUCCGCGAUAAACAGAGUCCAACUGGUAAGAUGGGAACCGUUUGGGACGUCGCGCAUGCCGCUCUCUACCUUUGCUCCGAUGAGGCGGGCUAUGUGACCGGGCAGGAGUUGGUCGUUGAUGGUGCUAUCACAGAUAGCACCGGA
This is a messenger RNA of Pseudocercospora fijiensis CIRAD86, 807 nucleotides long. RefSeq lists its product as uncharacterized. Gene Ontology annotation, molecular function: oxidoreductase activity, acting on the CH-OH group of donors, NAD or NADP as acceptor. The record is from RefSeq and is a predicted model, not a curated record. The annotation marks the transcript as partial. The transcript has 2 exons. Lineage: Eukaryota; Fungi; Ascomycota; Dothideomycetes; Mycosphaerellales; Mycosphaerellaceae.